AUGGCCUAUUCGACGUUGGUUAUGGGGACAUGGCGCCGCCACGAUAAAGAAGAACCGUCGAGCUCAAAGCUGGAAGAUUGCGACUCAAGUGACUCGGCUGAAAAACGACUAUUGGGUGGUGGGGAGUGUCGCAAGUGCGACCCGGGAAGCUGUUCCGAACAAGGAAGGAUACGGCCCGGCCCUACAAGAAAGGAAGAGAAAGUCGACGAAUCUGUCAGAAAGCCGUUCAAGUUGGAUACAGUGUCGCCAAGAUGGCUUCAGAGCCAGGUUUCGAUGAAGCUUGGCGAUAGUAGGAAAAGCGAUGCGGAGCCGAGGACAAACAAGUCGUUCCUGCCAAAUGCGUCGCCAACCACAUGGAAAGGACCGGAGGGGAGAAGAGAAAAGCAACGCAAAGUGGUCGAGGUAGAUGCGGUACAUACCAGGCCGAGAUCGAGAGCGUGUGACGAGACUGGUCUCCGAGAGAAGAGAGAGCUUGAAACACCGAGGAAGCUUUGCAAAAGAGACGGCAAGAAGACUUUCCCAACGAGAUGGCAAGAACCUAGGAGAGAGCUUGGAGUAACGAGCAAGCUCUUCCAAAGACCAAAGAAGCUGCAAGAAGACGUGGGAUCAGGUGUGAAGGAGGCCGUGAGAUCCCCCAUCAUCACAAGAAGUGUUAAACGAAGUGGUAGAACAAACAACAACACCGGUUUCCACCAAAAAUGGCACGAAGCUGGGAGGGACUCAAAUAUCGAGGAAGCUCUACCAAAGACCAAAGAAGCUGCAAGAAGACGUGGAUCAGGCGUGAAGAAGGCUACAAAAUCUCACCAUCACAAGACGGGUACACAAAGUGGUGGAGCGAGCAACAAGGACUGUUCUCACAAAAGAUGGCAAACCCUCGGAAAGAGCGGGCGGUAUAAUUUUACGACCUUCAUUCGGGGCAACCACUACAAGAAGGGAACCAUACACGGCCAAACCUGCACACACUGA
This is a messenger RNA of Pyricularia oryzae 70-15, 966 nucleotides long. RefSeq lists its product as uncharacterized. The transcript is spliced from 3 exons. The record is from RefSeq and is a predicted model, not a curated record. Lineage: Eukaryota; Fungi; Ascomycota; Sordariomycetes; Magnaporthales; Pyriculariaceae. Bases 1 to 966 code for a protein of 321 amino acids.